CCGAGAAGUGCUGGCACGGUCGCAACAACAUGAAGGGCGCCUGAUUCAAUCGAGGAGAAAGAGAAGAGGGCGAGAUAUCGCGGCGGUGGACCGGAAUAGGCAGAGGUGGCGGUCGCCCAGCGACCGAGGGAGGGAAUUGCGAGUGGAUACGGGGAUCGAAUCGGUAAAGGGGACCGGGGAGGUGGUUGGGUAUUCGAGUGGUAGGAGAAUGAUCCGGGGAAGAUGAGGUGAGGGUGAUGGCAAAAAAAGAAUGUCUCCCAAGAGUAAGAUGAGAAACAAUUCAAAUCAAUCAGAGGAGGAGGGGAAGGGGGGAGGGAGGAGAGGGGAGGAGAGGAGGAGAGGAGUUGAGUUGAGUAAAGGUGAGAAAGUGAGAAGGGGAAAUUGGUUGGAGAGGAGUAGUAGAGGACUAAGCAGCAGCAGCAGCAACAGCAGCAGCAGCGGCGGCGGAUGGAACAGUUCCCGUCAGGGGAAAUUGAAAACGAAACGAUCCGGUGUUGGGCCGCACUUGGCAAGGGCGGGGCCAACGGCAGGCAGUGAGAGAGAGAGUGUGAGAGAAAAGGAUUCACGUUGAUUAAAUUUGGAUUGGUACAAUGUGCAAUAGAUGAAGAGAAGAAAAGGAAGUGCGUGUGUGUAUGAUAA
Aspergillus aculeatinus CBS 121060 is the source of this 639-nucleotide messenger RNA. RefSeq lists its product as uncharacterized. Lineage: Eukaryota; Fungi; Ascomycota; Eurotiomycetes; Eurotiales; Aspergillaceae. The transcript has a single exon. The coding region runs from base 251 to 571 and encodes 106 amino acids. The record is from RefSeq and is a predicted model, not a curated record.